Messenger RNA from Pocillopora verrucosa, 5725 nucleotides. RefSeq names its product vacuolar protein sorting-associated protein 8 homolog. Lineage: Eukaryota; Metazoa; Cnidaria; Anthozoa; Scleractinia; Pocilloporidae. Gene Ontology annotation, biological process: endosomal vesicle fusion; protein targeting to vacuole. Gene Ontology annotation, cellular component: late endosome; HOPS complex. The record is from RefSeq and is a predicted model, not a curated record. Gene Ontology annotation, molecular function: protein binding.
UGGCGGACGAUACGAAAGAAGACACGAGUGUGUUGGAAGGUUUGCUAUCCACCAGUGAUCACCUGGAAUCACUAGAAUCACUAGAUCCAGCUUUCACUACAAACACCGGAUCAUUUAGGCAAAGACAUGUUUCGGAUUCAGUGGACAUUGAAGUUGAUGUACCAGAGGUGGUAAACAUGCCAUCCUUAGAAAGUAUCCUGAAUGAGAAAGAUGAAGAUAUCAUUUCAUUAGAAGAUGACCCUGAUCUUGCCAACAUCCUUGAGAACCAAGCACUGUCUUCUUCUCUUGACUUGGAUCUUGGUUCAGGAAAUAAAGCAAAGAAAACUAAACAUGGUUCUGUUUUGCGACAUGUUGUGUUGAAAAGUGUUUCCAGUCAGAUGGUUUCUGCAUCAGCCAGAGUGGAUGCUGGUUUGCCAACAGCCAUGGCUGUUUCUUCUCUUAUUUGUAUUGGAACAUCUCAUGGAGUGGUGUUGGUUUUUGAUCCUCAACAAACACUUAAGCUGGUUCUGGGGAACACAUCCCUUGGUGCAGAGUAUGGGGCUGUUACUGCACUCGGUAUCAAUAUGGAAUGUACAAGACUUCUAUGUGGACAUGCAAGAGGCCAGAUAACUAUGUGGGAUUUGCAGUCUGGGAAAUUGUUGAGACAAAUUGCUGAUGCCCAUCCCAUGGGUAGUGCAGUGCUGCAUGUUAUGUUCACAGAUGACCCAACAGUUGCAAUUUGCAGUGACAGUGGCGGUUCUGUGUUUGUUCUCAGCUUCAAGAGACUGAUCGGAAUGAGGACGUAUGAAUCAACUUGCUUGUUUUCAGGAAGCCGCGGUGAAGUGUGCACGAUGGCACCUCUUCAUUUGCAUGAAGGAAUGAAAGAGCAUCCUCUUUAUGAACAGUCGUUAUUAGCUUUGGCCACUCUUACUAAGGUUCUGGUCUUAACACUGAAGCCUGAGCUCGAGGUCCUCUUUACUCACACUCUAAAGGGCCCUGCUGAUUCUCUGCCGCUGUUGGCCUGGCAGUUUGCCAUAAUUCAAGUGGAGUCCAAAAAAGUCAUUGAUCCGGUUCUUGCAUUUGGGAGGGGAACUGAAAUUUUCUUUUAUCAGGCCCAUUCUCAAGGGGAAAAGCAAGUCAGAUUUAUGUUCCUACAAAGAUUUGAGAGUUCGUAUAAGCUCACUGCUCUUCAUUGGCUGAACCCACAAGUAAUCGCUACAGUAGACGCGCUGGAGAGAGUCCAUGUCAUUGAUGUGCGAAGUAUGGAAGAACUUGAGGUUCUUGACCUUAGCUCAGUACAGCUUGUGUACAGCAGCAGUUAUUUCAAGUCACUCUCUACUGGAGGAAACGUCAGCAAGGCUUUGGUAGCCGCCAGUGAACAUUCAUGUUAUCAGACAGUAGUGGUGUUUAAUGGACAACAAUUACUCCUGGGUGUCAAGUCCGUCCAUGUAUUGACACUAAGGAACUGGCGCGAUAGGAUUGAAGUUUUCGUAAAGCAAAAUAACUUCCUGGACGCUCUAGAACUGGCACUGUCUUUUUAUGAUGGCACUGCCAUGGCUGUGAUCGGUUUAAUUGGAAAUAAAGAGCAGAGAUCAACAGAAAUUGCUGCACAGAUAGAGGAACUAUUACUAGCUUAUGUUGAUAUAACAGUGUUCGUAAAUUGCCCAAAGACUAGAGACACUAAGGAGCUGAGAGAUUACUUCAAGGAAAUGGUACCAAUCUUUAUCAAGUAUAGCCUGGCCAUCAAUAACAUGGAUCUCUUAUUCAGAGAGAUUUAUGACAAGUUCUGUGAAGAUCCUGUUGGAAAAAUCGUGUUUCUGGAAAGCUUGGAACCUCAUAUCUUAGCAGACAAACUAACGUCUUUGAGUCCGAUUGUGAUGAAGGAGUUUAUAGAGCACUAUAACCAGCAAAACAAGCUCAAAGAUGUAGAAUCAUGUCUCAUGCACCUAGAUGUGACAAAUCUGGAUAUACAUCAAAUGGUGAAACUCUGCUGGGCUCACGGCCUGUAUGAUGCCAUUUUCUAUGUGUACAACAGAGGCAUGCGAGACUACACUACUCCACUGGAGGAGCUGAUUAAUGUCUUAAAGGGCACAGUGCAGGCCAGAACUCCAUUUGAAGAUUCUGAUCUUUCUUUGGGGAACAAAUUACUUGUAUACAUCAGCUGCUGUCUGGCUGGACAGGCAUUCCCAGUAGGUUCCAUCCCUGAGGACUAUGCACUAGACGUGAAAAAAGAGGUGUUCAACUGCAUCACGACCCAAAAUACUAAAGACGGUUUUGAAAGUGAACCUUCAUAUCCACGUUUGCGAGUUUUGUUACAUUUUGAUACCCAAGAGUUCUUGAAUGUUCUUUCCAUGGCGUUUGAACGGAAAGAUUUUGACGACAAUUUUGAUGGUCCAUCUGGUGUCACGCGAAGACAAUUCCUUGUGAAUAUCCUUCUUGACGUAAUGGUGCAAGACACUGGCUUUACGCCAAGCCAAGUUGGAUCGCUGUUUACGUUUCUAGCGCGGCAAAUGGCAAAGCACGAGAACAGAAUACAGGUCAACAAGGUGCUAUUUGAACAGGUCUUGGAGUAUCUUGCUAACCCCGACGAUGACUCCAGACACGAGGAAAGACAACAGGCCUUGUUAGAGCUUUGGAAUGCUGGUGGCCUGAAACAAUUCGAUGACGCCCGCAUACUGGUUCUUGCGGAAAAUGCUAAGUUCUAUCGCGUUUGUGAGAUGUUGUACGAGAGAAAACGGCAAUUCUCCAAAGUGUUAUCCUGUUACUUCAGGGAUUCCUAUCGAGAGCACCAGGUUUUCACUUACGUCCAUUAUGUGAUGUCAGAAGACGUGUAUACUGAUCUGGAGAGAGAGGAGCUGAAGGAAGCCACACUCAAUAGUUUGCAGAGCUUUCUUUCAAUCGACUGCGGAAAAACUGCUCAAAUGAUUCUCACUGAAUUUCCGGAUAUCUUGACUUCCGUUAUCCGUCAGUUAGAGGGACAAUCGACUGUGCAGUAUGAAUUUCUAAAAGGCGUGUUUGAGAAUAAAUCCCAGACCCCUAGCCGCCCAGAGGACACACCUGACGCUGAAGUCCACGAAAAAUACAUCGAGCUGAUGUGUAGAUACCAGCCAGAUCUGGUGCACAGUUAUUUAAGAAAUACUGAAAACUACAGACUUGAAGAAACUUUGGCGAUUGUUCGCCAAUUUAACAACACAUAUGCUACAUCCUAUCUACUGGAGAAGGCUGGCGAUAUUCAUGGAGCUUUCCAGCUUCUUUUAGAGACUUUAAAGGUGAAAGUAAAAGUUCUUUGUGAUGUUUUUGAGGAAAACGAAUCACCAUCUUUGAACGAAAUCAGGAAGCUUACUACAAACAUUGAGGCUGUUUUACUAGGAGUUUUAAUUCCUCUGUGCCAAAGAAAUUCUGGGAGACUUGAAGAAACGGACAGAGAGGCUUUAUGGUUUCCUCUUCUCGAAACCGUCAUGGCUCCUCAACGGAAAUGUAAAGAUACAACUAGUGCAUAUUUUUUAGCUUUUAAAGAUCAGACAAGACACGUUUUAAACAGCAUGAUGGGCUAUAUAUCGUUACCGGCCAUUUUACAGAAGAUUAUGCAGGAUCCGACUUACAGUACUGGUAAAUUUGGUGAAAUUAAGGAACUUAUUUUAGGAAUGUUAGACACUUACACAUAUGAAUCGACUCUUUUAAAAACAACCAACAAAUUACUCUCUGGGGAUCUUCACUCCUCUCUCAGCCAUCUUAAAAAUCAGAGUAACCAUGGAAUGACACCCAAGUCGUCAAGGUGUUGUAUCUGUCAUAGGCUCUAUACUGAUGAUACUGCAAGUGGUCAACGGGAUGAUCUUUUGAUAUACAGGUGUGGCCACGUAUAUCAUUCAGAAUGUAUGGCAGGGACUACCGGAACUGAGGGAAAUUGGAUCUGUAUGCUCUGUAAUAAAACUGGGCUUUCGCGUCUUUCUUCGUGGAAAGGCAAGAGAGUUCUGGGGAAGUCAGUGAAGCCAUUGUCACCCGGAUCUGUGCAGAAGUUCAAAACAGAAAGUUCUGGAGCGGCAAAGAAGGAGGAUCUCUCCAAGACUGAAAGAUCAGUGCCUUCACUUACGCAGCAACAAUUCGAGGCAGUGUCUAGGCUGAAGGCACAAAACAAAGGUGUAUCGCGGUUGGCCAUUUUAUCAGAGUUAUCAAGGUCAAGUGAUGCUAUUAGUCAUACUUACGGCAGUCGAUCGACUAGCUCAGGCAAUAUCUUUGAAGACGAACGCUUCAGACUGCAUCUUGCCCCGCCACGAGAUUAGAAUUAUUACAUCAAUUGGUGAGAGCUAAGUGCCCUUGUUAGCGAGACACCAAGGUGAGAUGAGCUGGAAAAGUUCGGCUCGUGGACUUCUCAAGAAACGUUUGUUGGUUCCAUAAUUUAAGUCAACGUCACUUCGCAUUGGAAAUUUUCUGUUGGAGAACGGUUUUCCUCAAACCUUUGGAACUUCAUUGCAAAUUAUCUCUAUCAACUUACCUACGUCCUCUUUGUCAAAAGUCGCCUCAUUCAAUAACUGGCGUAUUCAGUUUUGGACAAGUUGACUUGUCAAGGGAAAAAUUGUGAAUGAAAACAUGCUGGUGUAAAGGCUGCAUUGUGGUGAUGAAUUGAUGCUAGUUUUCUUGUAAAGCCUUCAAGUUCAGUUGUUAAUGAAAUUGUAUACUUUAUUGCCAUGACUAUGCAUUAUCAGCCAUGUAAGUCAUGGGACUAUUGAUUUAAGUUUUUCUGGGAGACAUACUUUAAGGAAUGCACGUACUUGGAUGAAGUAUUCAUAUAGAAGCGUUAAGAAUGAGUUGAACUAAUGCUGCUAUACGUAGCAUUAUUACAGAACCCUGCUUAAUUCAGUCAAGCGUGCUUGUAAAAUAUAUGUUUUCUUUGGAUUUGAGUACCGGUCGUUUCGCACCCAGCUAGGUCGAUUCGUACCCAGUUAGUCGGGUCGUUUCGUACCCAUACAAAUAAAGUAUGUUUUCCAUGUUAGGAAUGUUUUAAGUAAGAAUGGAAAAGACAAAAAAACGAGAAUCAACGAAUUUGUUAUCGUUAAUAACAGAGGGAGAAAAAAAUUCACAUUCACAAUGUCUGCAUGUUAUUAUUAAGAAAAUGGUAAGUGUAAACAAGAGACUGAUCUAUUAAAAAAAAAAUAUAUAUAUAUAUGUAUAUGUCAGAGUUACCUUGCACUAGGUAACAAUUCGUUGUUUUCAGUUAAUUAGGAGGUCAAGGACAGAAUUCUGGUUGUAUCUUGCUCGCAUGAUUUUACCAACUUGUCGUGUAUAACAAUCACCAUUUAUUCACGCGAUCGCGCUUGAGGUAUUUCAAAUGAAAGUAUAUAUAGAAUGGGUACGAAUCGACUCAAACUCGGUACGAAUCGACUGAAUGUGGUUGCGAAACGACCGUGGGUACGAAACGACUGGAUGGCCUGGAUUUAAGUCACGAACUUGGCCUAAAAUGUCCUUUUACGCGAGCAAGGAAAUUUUUAAAAUUGAGAUCAGCACAAGGCCUUUUUCAAACGCUUUUAAUAGAUAGUUUCAAGAAGUCUUUGGAAGUUAAUGCCAAAAUUUAUAUUAUUAUUCAUAAAAAAGCAUUCAUGCGCGUAACGAAAAUAUUUUUAUCUAAGGAAAUUGUUGAUGUUGCAAUAUAUUUUGAAAAUUAAGAAAUGUAAGUAGAAAGGGAAGAUUCUUUGUGCGUUCACUUUUACAAUAUAAUUUACAAGAAUUUCGCUUUGAUGCUGCUUUGAAA